This is a messenger RNA of Talaromyces stipitatus ATCC 10500, 333 nucleotides long. RefSeq lists its product as uncharacterized. The transcript has 3 exons. The record is from RefSeq and is a predicted model, not a curated record. Lineage: Eukaryota; Fungi; Ascomycota; Eurotiomycetes; Eurotiales; Trichocomaceae. The coding region runs from base 1 to 333 and encodes 110 amino acids.
AUGGGGAUAAUUCACAUCGUGAUGAUUGAGUUUAAAGCAGAGGUGACGACUGAACAAAUUGAAGACGUCUACAGUCGCCAUCUAGCCCUAAAGGACCUAUGUGUGCGCUCAGAUUCCAAAAAGCCAUACAUUACCAACCAAAUGGCCGGCAAAGACAUUAGCGUUGAGAAUUUGAGUGGAGGAUUUACUCAUAUUUUUAUUGAGGAAUUUGACAACAUAGAGGAUAGAAACUACUAUCUGAAGGAAGAUUCUGCACAUGCCGAAUUCGGGAAGGUGGUGGAAAAUCUGGUGAAGUCGGCGCAGGUAAACGAUUUUAUUCCCGGGGGUAUCUGA